CCUGAACCGACAACCCCCAUUCCAGAGCUUUCCUAAAAAUCUCUUCCAUAUCGUCGCAGCUGACCGGAGAGCCACUCAGAGGGAAGCCUUCCGCCGCAACCGCCGCACCGGAGUGGUCUCUUAACAAGAAACCUGCAGAAGAUCUACCAUUCUGUCUAAAGACCGCCCAACUAAGCUUCAAGUUCCCAGGUGAAGGUUUACUCCAUUUCCAGAUUCUAGGCUUUUCUCUGCCAAAGCUCUCAGAAUUUUCAUAUCGCCCAUAAAUGUUAGAGCAGUUAAUAAUUUUCACAAGAGGGGGGUUGAUCCUCUGGACCUGCAAAGGGAUUGGAAAUGCUCUUAAAGGUUCUCCUAUUGACUUCUUGAUUCGGACAUGCCUCUUGGAAGAACGAUCGGGUUCUGCAGCCUACAACUAUGAUGUGCCUGGAGCUGCUUACACUCUCAAGUGGACGUUUCACAAUGAACUUGGACUUGUAUUUGUUGCUGUUUAUCAGAAGAUUCUCAAUCUUUUGUAUGUUGAGGAUCUACUGGCCAUGGUUAAGCGAGAGUUCUCACAGAUAUAUGACCCAAAGCGAAAUGUGUACAACGAAUUUAAUGAUAUUUUUCAGCAGUUAACGAAGGAGGCGGAGGCACGUGUUGAGGAAUUGAAGAAAUCGAAGCAGGUAGGGAAGCCUAAGAAGACUGCACUUGGUAAGAAGCAAGGGCAAGUUCAGAGGGGCAAUUUUGAUGGAGGCAAUAAAAAAAGUGAAUCAGGGGAUGAUGAUGGUGAGGAGGACAUGGUAAAAAAAAGUUCACCAGAAAAUGGUAAUUCUAACUGUACAUUUGAAAAAGAGAAAUUGCCUGCAGAGCGGGUUAAUAAGAGUAAAGAAAAUGCUAACUCUGAAGCAGGUGCAUUUGAUGUAAAUAAGUUACAGAAACUUAGGUCUAAAGGUGUAAAGAAAAAUGAUACUAUUGGAAAGAAGAGUAUUAAGGCAGAUCCACAGAAAAUAUUGAAAAAGAAUAGAGUCUGGGAUGAUAAACCACCACAAGAAAAGUUAGAUUUCACUGGCCAUGUGAAUGAGGAUGAGGAGCAGAAUGUAGCAGCCAUUGCAGUAGAUCAGGGUAGGAGCAUGAUGGACAAAGAGGAAUUUAUCAAUGAUAGUGAAAGCGAGGAAGAUGAGGAUGAAAUAGAGAAAGAUAGCAAGGUUGAGACAAAGAAGAAAGGGUGGUUCUCAUCGAUGUUCCAAAGUAUUGCAGGAAAGGCAAAUUUGGAAAAGGAAGAUCUGGAACUAGCCUUGAGCGGUCUUAAGGACAUGCUUAUGAGCAAGAAUGUGGCUGAGGAAAUUGCUGAAAAGUUAUGUGAAUCAGUUGCAGCCAGCCUUGAGGGUAAAAAACAAGCCUCAUUUACAAGAAUUUCUUCAAUAGUAAAGGUUGCAAUGGAGGAGGCUCUUACCCGUAUACUUACUCCUAAGCGCUCCAUUGAUAUUUUGAGGGAUGUUCAUGCAGCGAAGGAACAAGGGAAACCAUAUGUCGUGGUUUUUGUAGGAGUUAACGGAGUCGGAAAAUCAACCAAUCUUGCAAAGGUUGCUUAUUGGCUUCUGCAGCAUAAGAUAAACGUAAUGAUGGCUGCAUGUGAUACAUUCCGUUCAGGAGCUGUGGAGCAACUCCGUACUCAUGCACGCAGGCUUCAGAUCCCAAUAUAUGAGAAGGGCUAUGAGAAAGAUCCUGCAAUUGUUGCAAAGGAAGCAAUCCAUGAGGCUUCUCGCAAUGGUUCUGAUGUUGUCCUUGUUGAUACAGCUGGCCGAAUGCAGGAUAAUGAACCUUUGAUGAGAGCAUUAUCAAAGCUUAUUUACGUCAACAGUCCAGAUUUAGUCUUGUUUGUUGGCGAGGCCCUUGUCGGGAAUGAUGCCGUUGACCAAUUAACAAAGUUCAAUCAGAAAUUGGGUGACUUAUCACCCUCGCCGAAUCCAAGAUUGAUUGAUGGAAUUCUCCUGACCAAGUUUGACACCAUUGAUGACAAGGUGGGAGCAGCUUUAUCCAUGGUCUACGUAUCUGGAGCGCCAGUCAUGUUUGUGGGUUGUGGGCAGUCGUAUACAGAUCUGAAGAAGCUCAACGUGAAGUCCAUAGUCAAGACCUUGCUCAUGUAGAGCAGAGCAUGCACGCUGGCUUGCCCUGUUUCAUCACACCAUUGUCUACUACUAUCCCACAAUUCCGUCCUGCAGUUUGUGUUGUAUGAUGUUAUUAUGACUUUUGAAUGCUCUACUGUGUGCCCUGCUCUAGUUAUCCCUUUGUCAUGAUUUUGGAUGUUCAAUCUAAGUACUCUCUCUCAAUUGCUUUCCCACCUCUUCUCUUAGACUAAUUUAUAUGCUUUUUUGUUGUACAGUUGUACUAGUAGAGUCGUAGAGAGUACAUGGAUCAUUUCUGUGACUUAUUUUUUAUCAGAAAAUAAAUAUACUUUGAUCUCUCAUAAAUUAUCAGAUAUUCCUUUGUCGCUUAAAAUUAUUCCCAU
Molecule: messenger RNA, 2485 nt
Organism: Cuscuta europaea
Lineage: Eukaryota; Viridiplantae; Streptophyta; Magnoliopsida; Solanales; Convolvulaceae
Source: the annotation of a GenBank genome assembly